This is a messenger RNA of Doryrhamphus excisus (bluestripe pipefish), 896 nucleotides long. RefSeq names its product serine palmitoyltransferase, small subunit A (gene sptssa). Gene Ontology annotation, molecular function: serine C-palmitoyltransferase activity. Lineage: Eukaryota; Metazoa; Chordata; Actinopteri; Syngnathiformes; Syngnathidae. Gene Ontology annotation, biological process: ceramide biosynthetic process. The record is from RefSeq and is a predicted model, not a curated record. Gene Ontology annotation, cellular component: serine palmitoyltransferase complex.
GUCACACGCUACCCGGAAGUAGAAGCCCACACUGCGAGAGGAAAAAAAGUGGUAGUUUGUAACAUGGCUCUUGGCGACUGUUGGAAGAACUUGUCGUGGUUCUAUCGUCAGUAUCUCCUGGUAACGGCUCUCUACAUGCUGGAACCUUGGGAGAGAACCGUUUUCAACUCUCUGCUGGUGAGCGUGGCGGGCAUGGCGGUGUACACGGGCUACGUGUUCAUGCCGCAGCACAUCAUGGCCAUUGUGCGCUACUUUGAGAUGGUCCAGUGAAGCGGUGCUGACCUCUGACCGUCUGUGUGUCUCACCGAAUAGUCACUUUGAUGUCAAAGGUCAGAGUGGGUGUGGUCGCCAUGUUCACAUCAUUCUGUGAACUCUUUUGACCUUCGGCCAUGUUGGCUUCUAAAGGAAGAAGAUGCACUUGGUUUUUUUUUCACUUUGCUUUUUCUUCCAAUCAAGCACACCUUUGUGCUUUUAUAGAGGAAAACCAUCAUGGACUCUUUCGUGGACCAAUCAGGAGUUAGAAAAUGUGUUUGGACCUUCUUGAUACUCAAUGACAACACAGUAAACAGUAAACAUAUACUGUAUAGUAUGUUUUUAUGUGGUGGAGGGACAUAAAUGAAAUGUCAAAUUUUGCGUCCUAUGUCUCCCACUAGUGGCCUAAGGGUGUAACUCACUUGAUGUUGACUUAAGGACUUUUAACAUUACCGAUCGCCGCUUCACGUUACUCGUGGCAUCGGCUGGAAUAAAGCAUUUUAUUGAUGUUGAGCAGUCAAAUUUUAUUAAACAGACGCAAACACUUUCCUAACUGUCUUUUUUUUCUUGGUGUUGUGUGGUGCUUGUGUACAUUUUUGUAGCUGACACAAGUGUUUGGCAUCAAUAAAGGUACCAGAACAUGG